GCUAUGAGGAGAAGGUUCCUGGCGGUGAGGACAAGGUUCUUGGCGGUGAGGACAAGGUUCUUGGCGGUGACGACAAGGUUCUUGGCGGUGAAGACAAGGCUGCUGGCGGUGAAGACAAGGUUCCUGGCGAUGAGGACAACGUUCUUGGCUAUGAGGACAAGGUUGCUGACGGUGAGGACAAGGUUGCUGACGGUGAGGACAAGCUUCCUGGCGGUGAGGACAAGGUUCCUGGCGGUGAGGACAAGGUUCCUGGCGGUGAGGACAAGGUUCCUGGCGUUCAGGAGAAGGUUUUUGGCUGUGAGGACAAGGUUCCUGGCGGUUGUUAUGUUAUUAGUCUGUUUAUUAUGUUACAAAACAACCCUUAUAUACAUGAAUCUAAUUAG
Paramuricea clavata is the source of this 383-nucleotide messenger RNA. NCBI's taxonomy places the organism in Eukaryota, Metazoa, Cnidaria, Anthozoa, Malacalcyonacea, Plexauridae. The record is from the annotation of a GenBank genome assembly.